UAUAUAGAUGUAAUUCCAACAAUUGUUUACAAAAUUUCCCUGAAGAAAUUAAUUAUUUUCUCUACGUACGUACUGUUCUCAAAUUAAAAGAAAAAAAGAAGAAACAAUGUCCAGCUGGAGUUUCACCAAUUUUCUUCUCCCUCUUCUUAUUUUAGCCAUUGCUGCUAAUGUUGUCGCUAGCAACCAAGAUCUUGACAAUGCGGUCCAAAGAACAAGGUCUGGGUUGUUAAAUGCCAUGAAAUGGGCUCAGGGUCUAGAAACACUUGACAAAGCAGACCGAGAUGGUUCGACAAAUUUUGCUGGUAUUGAGUGUGUUAAACUCUAUGAAGACACUGAGCCAAGGUUAGCACGGCUAGUCUCUGGUGAGAAGUAUUAUAGCGAUGACGAUGCUGUUACUUGGCUAAGUGCAGCUCUAGCAAGCCAUAGGAGUUGUUUAGAUGGAUUGGAAGAGAAAGGAUUGGUUUUUAAAAGUGAAGAGGCUCGAAACUUGACUUUGUUGCUUAAGGAUGCAUUGUUUAAUUAUGGACAACUAAGAAAAAAUGGAAGGGCCAAGGCCAGAAAGGGGGCACAACCGAGACCAAUCUCUAAUAAAGGUCGGGGACUUCUGGCAUCAUGGAAUGCAGCCAUAUCCAAAGCUGAUAUAGUCGUUGCACAAGACGGUUCAGGUAAUUAUAAGACAAUCAACGAGGCUGUGGCUGCACUCUCUCGGAUGACACGACCAGAAAGAACAAUUGUAUAUGUCAAAUCUGGUGUAUACCACGAAAAUGUCGAAAUUGGAAGGGAACUCAAGAAUUUGAUGUUUGUUGGUGAUGGCAUUGACAAAACUAUUGUGACUGGUAAUAAAAAUGUCCAAGAUGGAGCUACCACCUUAAGCUCAGCUACAUUUGGUGUGUCUGCUGAUGGAUUUUGGGCAAGGGACAUGACAUUUGAGAACACAGCAGGACCACACAAGCAUCAAGCUGUGGCAUUAAGAGUAGGCUCAGACCUCUCCGUUUUCUAUCGCUGCAGCUUUAGAGGUUAUCAAGACACGCUCUUAGUACACUCACUGAGACAAUUUUAUCGCGAUUGUCACAUAUAUGGCACGGUAGACUUCAUAUUUGGUGAUGCAGCCGCGGUGUUUCAGAACUGCGAUAUUUUUGUAAAGAGACCAAUGGAUCACCAAUCCAACAUGAUAACAGCGCAGGGAAGAGAUGACUCGAAUGAAAAUACAGGGAUUGUUAUACUAAAUUCACGAGUUUCACCAUCCUCAGAGUUCGGUGCUGUUAAAGGGAGUUUCCAGAAUUACCUAGGAAGACCGUGGAAGAAAUAUUCAAGGACGGUUUUUAUUAAGACGGAUUUGGAUGGAUUGAUUCACCCAAGAGGGUGGAAAGAAUGGAGUGGUAAUUUUGCACUAUCAACAUUAUAUUAUGGAGAGUACAUGAAUACAGGUAGUGGAGCUGAUACUGGAAACAGAGUAAAUUGGCCUGGUUUUCAUGUGUUACGUGAUGCCAAUGAAGCAAGUCCAUUUACAGUAAGAAAUUUCAUACAGGGUGAAUCUUGGAUCCCAGCAAGUGGAGUGCCAUAUUUGGCUGACAUAUGAUAUAUAUGUAUUUGACAAGAGACUGAACAUUAAUGUGUAGGCUAUCAAAUUGGCAAAUAUGCAUGUUAAUUACUACUGUUGUAUUUA
Nicotiana attenuata is the source of this 1666-nucleotide messenger RNA. RefSeq names its product probable pectinesterase/pectinesterase inhibitor 36. The record is from RefSeq and is a predicted model, not a curated record. The transcript is spliced from 3 exons. NCBI's taxonomy places the organism in Eukaryota, Viridiplantae, Streptophyta, Magnoliopsida, Solanales, Solanaceae. The coding region runs from base 107 to 1579 and encodes 490 amino acids. Gene Ontology annotation, biological process: cell wall modification. Gene Ontology annotation, molecular function: pectinesterase inhibitor activity; pectinesterase activity.